AUGUUCAAAGAGGAAAAAAGGAGACAAAAGAAAAUGCUGAAGUUGGCGAAGAAAGACGCAAAGAAAGUGCGGAAGGCGGAGCAGCGGCUGCAGCAGCAAAUGGCGAAGGAAGACAAAAGGGCCCUCAAAAGGAGACACAAAGAAGAACUUCGGAGACAAAAAAAAAACCUCAAAACCCCACACCUCCACCUCCCCGCUGUCUCCGCAGACGGGCCACAGCCCCUCGUCCUCGUCGACGAGACUGUCCACGCCACCCCACAGGUGGUGACGGAGACGAUGUGCACGCAGCCCGUGGUGCAGGAGCAGCAGGUGCUGCUGCAGCAGCCGCCGACGUCUUCGCUGGCAGCAACAGCAACAGCAGCAGCAACAGCAGCAGCAGCGCUGGACGCCCAGCUGGGGCUUCCAGCAGCAGUGGUGGUGGAGGAGGCCCCUGGGGGCCCCCCUGGCGUGGCCGUGACUACUUCUUUGCCGGUGGGGGCCCCCGCGGCGGGGGGCCCCCCCCUGGGGGCCCCCCUGGGGGCCCCGCUGGGGGCCCCGCUGGGGGCCCCCGGGGGCCCCCCCGUGAGCAUAAGGGAGCGGCUGCUGAUCCGGCAGCCGACGGGUCCGCUGCCGCCGCCGGGGCUGGAGGAGGACUUGGCAGGGGGCGCUUCGGCGAGUUCCGCAGCAGCAGCAGCAGCAGCAGCAGCAGCAGCAGCAGCAGCAGCAGCAACAGCCUCCGCCGCC
This is a messenger RNA of Eimeria necatrix, 723 nucleotides long. RefSeq lists its product as hypothetical. The annotation marks the transcript as partial. The record is from RefSeq and is a predicted model, not a curated record. The transcript is spliced from 2 exons. NCBI's taxonomy places the organism in Eukaryota, Apicomplexa, Conoidasida, Eucoccidiorida, Eimeriidae.